Solea solea (common sole) is the source of this 3736-nucleotide messenger RNA. RefSeq lists its product as uncharacterized. The transcript has 15 exons. The record is from RefSeq and is a predicted model, not a curated record. Gene Ontology annotation, cellular component: transcription elongation factor complex; membrane. Gene Ontology annotation, biological process: positive regulation of transcription elongation by RNA polymerase II; snRNA transcription by RNA polymerase II. The coding region runs from base 167 to 3457 and encodes 1096 amino acids. Gene Ontology annotation, molecular function: cis-regulatory region sequence-specific DNA binding. NCBI's taxonomy places the organism in Eukaryota, Metazoa, Chordata, Actinopteri, Pleuronectiformes, Soleidae.
CACACACACACACACACAGCGUCCAGCUUUAGGAGUGAGUCACCUGAGAGACUGAAGCGGCUGAGCUGAGUGAGCCCUGGUGAAAACUACCACCAUUUUACAGAGGGUAACAGUUCCUGUUACACCUCCUCUAACUGACCAGAGAGACAGGCUGGGCUUAUACAGCAUGAGAAGCUGGAGAAAGAAAUUCAAGGCUGAAGAGCCUCACAGCGUGACGGGGUCUUCCUCAAGCAAGAGGAACUCCAUCGGUGAGCCACCGGUGCCUGUGUGGGUUAAUCACUCACCCACAUCCAGUAUUAUCACAGAUGAUGCUGAAAACACCAGAUCUAGCACUCCGCCGUAUGCAGGUGUAGAGGAGGACGACAAAAAAGGGAGCAUGAAAGACAGGCUGAGGUCCCUCAUGCCUAGGUCUCUGGGGAACAUGUUCCAUAAACGGUCAGGGGAAAGUGAUAGUUGUGAGGACUCUGACCUCAGCACGAAAACAAUUCAGAUCCUUCCUAAUGGGACCAGGGUGAGUCCUCCUGUAAGUCCCCUGUUUGAGCGCAAGAAUUGUGGAGGCUCACUCGGCAACUCCAGCCAGAACUCCCAUAAGCUGUUGCUGACGGAGGACUCCGAUCAUUAUGGCCUACGGGAGGAAUCUCUUCUCACCAGCAUCCACCCUGCAGAGUACUAUGCCGAGAAGCUGGAAGUCUACAACCAGAAGUACUCUUACUUGAAAUCCUGGCCAGGCCUGCUCAGACUUCUUGCCGGACUUGAGCUCCUGUUUGGAGGAAUGGUCAUUGCUUGUGUCAUUGCUUACGUCCAGAAAGACAGCGAGUGGUCCAACGCCUAUGGACUCUAUAACGGUGCUUAUAACAACGGGCUGGGCUUGUCUGGAUACAGCUACAGCGGCCCCAUGACCCCCUUCAUUCUGGCCGUAGCUGGAAUCUCGUGGAUCGUUACCUUUUGUCUUCUGGUGGUGGGAAUGACGAUGAUUUAUCGCACCAUCCUCCUCAACUCCCCCUGGUGGCCUCUAGCGGAGGCUUUCAUGAACGUGGCACUCUUCCUGCUCCUCAUGGCUGCAGGGAUUGUAUACCUCAAUGACUUAAACCGUGGAGGGUUGUGCGACAUGACAAUAGGCGUUAACCCCGUCAUGGCCAAUCUUUGUCGGGUUGAUGGAGGCCAGAUGGCGGGAACAGCUUUCAUCUUCAUCAACAUGACACUGUAUCUUGGAAGCUUCCUGGUAUGUCUGAAGAUGUGGAGGCAUGAAGCCACACGCAGGGAGAGGGAGCACUUUGGGAACAAGCACCACGAGGAGUUUCACCAGUCCAUCCCUCUGACGCACCCCAAAACAACACGGAUUUCAUUCAAGGACGAAAUAGACAAGUCUGUGAGUAAAGAUUCCAUCGGUCCACGGGCAAAUGUCCUUGACUCGCAAGAGAACCCGGCCAGUGUGAGGAGAAAUACAGCAAUGGAAUACACGCCCAAAGCAUAUAUAGUGGCAGACUACAUCGUGAAGUUUCCGGAGAUCCGCUGCGUGGAAGAGCGGGAAAAGUACAAAGCUGUUUUCAAUGAUCAGUAUCUGGAGUACAAAGACCUUCACCGAGACCUCGCCAUCACACUCAGCAAGUUCAGAGAGCUGGACGUCAUGAUGGCACAACUCCUGAAAGCUGGAAAAGGCCAAGAGGAUCAACAGAGGAUUCGAAGCAUUCUGAAGAAAUAUGAGCAGAAAAAAAGUGAUCCUUCCUUCUUAGACAAGAAGGAACGCUGUGAUUAUUUGAAAGCCAAACUAAGUCACAUCAAAUACAGAAUCCACACAUUUGACCAGGAGAUGAUGACAAACGCUCAGACUGUGGUAACAUCCAUCAUGUAUGACAGCCCUCCCGUGUACAGCCCACCUUACAGCACCACCUCCCAAAGCUUCUAUCCUGCGAGAAGCGUCCAUUCCCCUCAGAGCCAGAGUGUCCCUCACACCUACAGUCUCCCUCCAGACUCCUACUAUGUGGAGGGCACGCCUCAGCACUUCUACCGCUGGUUUUCACCCCCCGGGUUUGUCAAGACCUUCCAGGGCGCCAUCGUAGUCAUGUGUUUCAUCAUCUUUGCCUGUGUCGCUUCCACUUUGGUGUGGGAUAUGAAUGGAUUUGGGUACGGGGGUUACGGUCUUGGGGCUACAGGAGGUGUCGCGGGGACGGGGUCAGGAUAUUACGGAGGCAGCUACGGAUAUGGCGGCUCGUACAUGACGCCGCACUCUGCCAAGGCGGCGAUGAUCUCCAUGGCAGCCAUCAACUUCCUGGUUUCACUGGGCUUCCUGGUGGGAAGUUUCUCACGGUCUCGGAUGAUUAGGGGAUGCAGGUUUUACCUGACUGUGUUCAUCUGUGAUAUCAUCUUAGCUGUCCUUCAGGGAAUCAUCGACAUUAUCUUUGUGAUUGGAGUGAAUCCGAUGUCUCAGAGCUCACAGAGCAUGUUGUACAACCCCAUGCUCAUGAUGUGCCAGAACAUCCAGGGCAGCCCCAGCCUCAGCGGAAGUGUGGGGGCAGGUUUCCCUGGGGGGUUCCCCAUGUACAACCAGUACCUGCACCACUACUGCUACAUGGACCCUGAAGAGGCUGUAGGAUUAGUGUUGGGUCUGAUGGUGGUGUUAGCUCUGUCUCUAUCCGCUUACUACGCAUACAAGACCCGCAGCAAGAUUUGGCGCCAUGGAAAGGCUAACAUCUACUGGGACAAUCCAGUGGUCAGACCCUCGGAGGGGCAGGAGGUGCUGGACUGGGCACCGACUGUUGUAGCAUCAGAGAGAACAGCGCCUGACCUCAGGGUGGCGAACAGCGUGGUCUCCUAUAGCAGCAAAACCGUCAACAUCCACAGUGAGGGACAAUAUCAAAGCAACAGUUUCUCUGCUGAGCGCAGCAAUCACGGAGCUGCGCUGCCUCUGUGCCAGAGCAGCACGGUCACGCGUUACUCCAGCAGCUCCUCGGACGAGAUCGGUAGCUUCCAAAAACCUCCUGCUCCUCCUCCUCAACCUCCUCAUGUGGAAAGGAAAGCAAGGAAGAAUCUGGAGCCUCGUCCUGCUGCUCAGGAGAUGGUCGAGUCUCAGUAUGAAACUGGUUACACCACUGGGGACACUGGUAAUGAACUGGACCAGGACCACACACUUCAUCUUUACAGGAUGUACCCAGAAAUAACCACAGAUGAGCAGCGGCAGCAGUACAAGAGGGAGUUUGACUCUGAUCUGACCCACUACAAGAGUCUGUGUGCAGACAUGGACAACAUCAGCGACCAAAUACACAAGCUGAGUCGAGAACUGGACACACUGGACGAAGGUUCUAUGAAAUACCAGGGGGUGGCAGAGGAGUAUAAUCACCUGAAAGACCUUAAAAGGACACCAGACUAUCAAGCAAAGAAGCAGCAGAGCAAACAACUCCGACAAAAGCUUUUUCACAUCAAGCGCUUGGUAAAAAUCUAUGACCAAGGUCUUUGUUAGUGUCUCAGUCAUGUGUUCAAACUGCUGAGGACUGUGAUCUUUGAGCAGCUUCUCUCCUGACUUCAGGCGCUGUAAGUCAGCUCUGGUUUGGACGCCAUGUUUACUCCUGCGCUGUCUUACCCUUCAGCUGUCAGUCACUAGGACUGACUUUCCUCUGCAAUAGCCUUUAGUUUUUAUGCUUGAUUUGGAAUUAUUGUGUUUCUAUGUUCUAAUGACUGUAUGUUUUUAUAUAAGAUGAAGAUAGAGGACAAAUAAUGUAAAUAAAACUAUUUAAACACA